Molecule: messenger RNA, 2480 nt
Organism: Venturia canescens
Lineage: Eukaryota; Metazoa; Arthropoda; Insecta; Hymenoptera; Ichneumonidae
Gene: Kpc2
Product: Kip1 ubiquitination-promoting complex subunit 2
Exons: 9
Coding region: 404-1897 (497 amino acids)
Cellular component (GO): ubiquitin ligase complex
Molecular function (GO): protein binding
Source: RefSeq, a predicted model, not a curated record
CCUGAACUUGCUUCACGAAUAUUUGCCGAGACGAGGGAGGAUGGAGGAUGGGGUGUCCCAUACACGUAUGACCACCCCUUGUAGUAAUUUUUUCCUUCGGUGACGGAAACAGCCCUUCAUUCUGACAUCCCGAAUCGAAAUAAUAUUUUCUCUCUCAUUCGAUCAAAACUUCAGAAAAAAAUAUCACUUUGAUAUAUAAAGAAAAAAAAUCGAAAAGUUCCGAAUAUAUCCCUUAAAUUCUCGUUGUAUAUCGUAAUAUGCAGUUCAUGUAUUACGACUCGAAUCCUACGUGUGAUAUUAACAAAAUACGAUAAGAUCUGCUCGGCUGUGGGUUUAACCUGCAUGCCGAUGGCAAUCUGUACACGUCAGAUUCUUUUCCAUCGUUAUCAAAGAGAUCGAUUUGAUGUUGCCAUGGAUGCGAGAUCAGAUCGCGGAAGCCUGGCAUAGCAGAAAGAGCUCGAGAAGUCCGGGCGAAAGACGUUCCGGAAGUGGAAAAAACAACAAUAGCGACAAAUCGAGUAACGGCGGAAACUCGGAGGGAAGCGGCAGCAGAGACGAAACAGGGAUGUUUCUCCCCGCUGCCGCCUCGUCCGAGACAUUUUCCGUCAAUGUCAUCAGUCUUGAAGGUGGUGUGCUCGGUGUUAACGUUAAACCAAAUUUUACGGUUCAGAGGGUAAAAAACAUCGCAACGAAACAUUUUUAUGGAUAUCAAGAUACGAUCUCGAAACAAUCGACAUCAACUUCGAAUCCUGUUUCGAAAUAUCGUCUCGUCCACGCGGCCGGACGCAAGCAAUUGUCAGAUGAACAAAUUAUCGGUGAUGAAGAUAUAAAAUCAGCCGACGAGCUUAUACUGGUAGAAAUUCGUCCACUCGCAAACCGCGAGAACCUUACUGAAGAAUCUUUCAGAGGGCCAAAUCAGGAGGCAAUUGAUCGCGUGACAGCCCAUCUUCCACUUCACAAUCCUCCGCGAACUGUGCCAUCCACGGCAUGUCCGACAGACUUUCAAAGUGAAUUCCGCAAAAUUUUAAUAACCCUUGUGCAAGCCUCGGCAAGAAUACUUACGAACAGCAAGGAUGCUACAAAAGUGUACGAAGUCAUUCGAGAAAAAUUGGAACUACGUUGCAAGCCGCCCAACGAUCCUAAAACCGUUAAAUAUCUAGUCGACAUGGGAUUUUCGGAAAAAAAAGUGCUGAAAGCUUUACACCUCCGAAAAAUGAAUACUUCUGAGGCACUUGAGUGGCUGAUCGAGCAUCAAGAUGAUCCCGAUGAAGAAGACAUUGAACUUCCGCCCCUAGAAAAUUCUGAAAUUGUACAUAAUGAAGAAAAUGGAAUUCCUGGACCGAGUUCGUCUCCGGGUGUGGCUGGUGGCACGAGACGAAAGUCUUUGAAGGAAGCUUGUGUCGAUCUCUUUAAAGGUCCGAAAGUUGGAGCAAAAAAAGAGCCUAAUUUAGUUAAGGUUGUUGCCCUUUUGCUGGAAAGCUUUAGACAGUACAAAAAACUAGAUUUUAAACCCAGUCAGAGAAUUAAACAGUCUCUCAUAGAUAUGGGAUUCGAAGAGAAAAAAGUUGUUGAAGCUCUUAAAGUGACUGGGAACGAUCAAUCGAAUGCUUGCGAGUGGUUAUUGGGAGAAAGAAGACCCAGUCUUCAAGAUGUCGAUGGUGGCUUGGACCCGGAAGGACCGAUUUAUGAAGCAAUUAUGAACAAUCCGCACAUCCAGCUGAGUCUCACAAAUCCAAAAAUGCUUCUUGCCUACUUGUCAAUAUUGGAAACUCCAUCGACCGCGAACGUUUGGAUAAACGAUCCAGAAAUUUCACCGGUUCUAAGUCAAAUAUUUAAAACUUAUCAUGCUGAAAAACACGCAGUACAGAUGAAUCGUUACGAAAGCACGCCCAGCUAACGUUUCAUCGCAUUCGCUGUAUUCAUUCGACUUAUAUAUAAUUGGGAAAUUUCUUCGCGUCCCCAUCUCGCAUGGCUCGGAUUGUAUAUAUACAAACAUAUAUCAAACGAAUCAGCUUUUAGUCACAAUAACAAUAUUUUCAUAAAAAUUUACAAGUGAAGAAAUGACCCGCUUGAGUGAUCGACAACGCUUGUUAUUUUUCAAGAAGACAUUUUUUGCUUCAAGCUAUAUAUGUAUAUACAAAUGAAUAUUUAUAUAUACAUAGUCCAGCAAUGUCGUAAAAUUGAAGUGAGACUAAUAUAUCUCAAUUGUUAUUCGUUCAGCGCGUAAAUUUGAAAAUUAUUUAAAAUUAAAUAAAGUAUCUCUUAGAGAAAUGAGAAUUAGUCGACAACAAACUCGUUGGCAAUAACACUAAACUAUAAAAAAUAUAUAAUGGGAAUGGAGAUUAUGAAGAAAGAAAAUAUUGUUGAACACACGUGAAUAUUUAUCUAUACUACUUUAUUUAUUGCAUUCUGAAACGUAUGUACUCAAACACCGUGUAAUUUAUCUUGAAAGAUUGAAAGAAAGUGAUAUUUUAACAACA